This is a messenger RNA of Centropristis striata (black sea bass), 696 nucleotides long. RefSeq names its product galactose-specific lectin nattectin-like. NCBI's taxonomy places the organism in Eukaryota, Metazoa, Chordata, Actinopteri, Perciformes, Serranidae. The transcript has 5 exons. Gene Ontology annotation, molecular function: signaling receptor activity. The record is from RefSeq and is a predicted model, not a curated record. The coding region runs from base 1 to 465 and encodes 154 amino acids.
AUGGCAUCAGGUUUUUAUUUUGCUCUGUUGCUCUGUGUGACCAGUGGACUGCUGGCUGCAGCUCCUGUGACUUCCUGCCCUGAAGGCUGGACUCAGUUCGGCUCUCGCUGUUUCAUCUUCUACUACACUGCGAAGACCUGGAUCGAGGCGGAGAAAACAUGCCUGUCUGUCAGUGGGAAUCUGGCUUCGGUCCACAGUAUUGAGGAUCACACCUUCCUCCACGAGCACAUUCGCAGAGUCGCCGGUACUAACAGACGUACCUGGAUCGGAGGCUUUGAUGCUGUGAAGGAGGGCAUGUGGCAGUGGUCUGAUGGAACCCCAUUCGACUACACACGCUGGAAUAAAGGGCAACCGAACAAUAAUAACAAUAAGGAGCACUGUGCAGAAAUGAACUUUUCUGAAAACUACUGGAACGAUCUGCCUUGUACCUAUUCAUAUUCUUUCGUGUGCUCCAAAAGGCUGUGAGGCGUCUCGCCAUCCUGACAUCAUCUUGAUGCAGCGCAUCUAUAAUCUCUUUGGUUCAGCAAACACAUGAUUCAUUCUCACUUAUUAUUUAUUAUAUGAUAAGUUUUAAACAGAGUUUUAAAUUCAGAAUAACUGACUCACUCAGCUGGACAAAUAUAAAUCACUAAUUUGACUCUUAAUCUGGUAAAUUAUACAAAAAAAAAUACAGGACAUAUUCAAAUACUCAAACAU